UAAAAUAAAUGGAAUACCAAAUACUGAAAAAAAAGUCCGGAUCAUCUUCUACCUGCGUCCGGUGGGUAAACAUGCUGCUUGCAGCUAUGUCAUUGUACCAGCUUGUAUACGUGCAUUCGUAUAAGACUUGUACAGAACUUGUUGCUGCUCUGUUGCUAGAAACCACUAUCUUCGUGAGUUUCAUUUUUCAUGUCAGCACAGAGUUUAGACAGCGUGAAACUUUCAGAAGAUGUGCAAGAGUCAUUGCUUUAAUGACUUUGGGCUUGUUUUUGGUAUUCCUUUAUACAUUUGUAAACUCAAAAAGAUUCGCAACAAACAUGCGUUUCAGACCAAGGCUAAUGGUUUUUAUACUUACAUCAGUGAUGCUGCCAUUCUCCCUACUGAUUUUGCUAGCUACUGAUGUAAAAAAACCGAGGAUGUUGUACGUAUUACCUGAGAACAACAAAAUGGUUCAGCAAAGUCUGAUGGCAAAUCAGAUGUUGUAAAUCUAACUCUGGGCUAAAGUUAUCUCCA
Messenger RNA from Moneuplotes crassus, 513 nucleotides. NCBI's taxonomy places the organism in Eukaryota, Ciliophora, Spirotrichea, Euplotida, Euplotidae. The record is from the annotation of a GenBank genome assembly.